AACGCUCUUGAAGAUCGCGUUCUCACAUCGAAGACUCUCCGCGAAGUCCUUCCUCAGAGGUCUGAACUCGCCUCGUCCCCGGCUCCGGAAGAAUACCGAUCACCCCAAAAACUUCAUCAACCUAGUAAUGCUGGCGGCAAGACACAGAGCCCGCCUUGCGAUGCAGGAGGGAGAUCUCGCAGUCAGGCGAACGGAAGCGAAAAGAGUGGCGAGACGACUUUUUCAGGACGAGGGAAGCUCGGGGCAGGAUGCGCAGGAUCGUCGGAAGACAGGCGUCGACGAUAACCUGACGAACCGUCUGUCCGAGGAAGGGCGAAAGAGUUUAGCGGAGGCUGAGAAGAGGUGGAACUUUGAUUUCACCAACGAAAGACCGUUGGAGGGUAAAUACGCAUGGGUGAAGGUCGGCGAGGGUGAGGGGGACAAGGACUUUGAAUCACUGGCGGAGAAAGGGACCGAAGAAUUAAAAGAUAAUUCAGAGACUGAGCGGAAUGAGGGAGUUGAUAAUGAUGAUAAUUAGCUAUAGUCUUCAGGUACAUUACCAAGUGCAUAAAUAUAUUUAAAUCUUAUACGGAGAAAAGAAGAGAAGAGAGAGAAAAGGCAAUGCUACGUUAUAAGUAAUUAUUAGAUAAUAUUUUAUACCUGUGGGUAUGAAUGGUCGAAUAUUAAUUCGAAUGAAACGAAAAGAAGAGAAAAUGCAGAGGAAAUUCUGCUUGUUGAAGAAAAUUGUAAAUGCAUUCUAUACCAAAAAUCUACUUCGCAUAACGUGCAAUUACGAAGCAAAAUUCACGCGAGUAGAGAUAUUAGUCACGAUUCAUUAUAUCGUACGUGUAAUAUUAUUAAUUUUUAUUAUUAUUUUUUUUUAUCUGAUUGAUACGAUUUUUUAGUCAUUUAUAUAUUUAUUUAUUUCUUGUUUAAAUAAU
This is a messenger RNA of Neodiprion fabricii, 920 nucleotides long. RefSeq lists its product as uncharacterized. Lineage: Eukaryota; Metazoa; Arthropoda; Insecta; Hymenoptera; Diprionidae. The coding region runs from base 128 to 517 and encodes 129 amino acids. The transcript has 3 exons. Gene Ontology annotation, biological process: regulation of cell cycle. The record is from RefSeq and is a predicted model, not a curated record. Gene Ontology annotation, cellular component: nucleus. Gene Ontology annotation, molecular function: cyclin-dependent protein serine/threonine kinase inhibitor activity.